CAUUUUCUGCUUUUCGUUUUUGCUUCUCUCCACAAAGUCCAACCUACAAUUUCUUUUGUUCCUUAAAAACUCUCCUCCAAUAUCAUUUCCUCAAGUUUUUGUCUUUUACCUCUCUAUUCUCCUUCUCCAGCUGCAGGCCACAACCCACAACCCUUUCUGGAGCAAACUCCCAACUUGAAUGGUGGAAGGAUGAUGCAUGUGGGAGGAGGAGGGGGAGGAGGCUCCUUCACUCCAUCACAAUGGAUGGAGCUUGAACACCAGGCGUUGAUCUACAAAUACCUCACUUCCAAUGUCCCUGUCCCUCACAGUCUUCUCAUCCCCAUCAGAAAAGCUCUUCAAUCUGCUGCCUUCUCUUCGUUUGUUUCACCUGGCUUCCUUAGACCCAAUACCUUUGGAUGGGGUCCAUUCCAUCCCGGAUUCUCGAGCAGCGGCGAUCCAGAGCCUGGACGCUGCCGGAGGACGGAUGGGAAGAAAUGGCGGUGCUCGAGAGAUGCUGUGCCCGAUCAGAAGUAUUGUGAACGACAUAUCAACAGAGGCCGCCAUCGUUCAAGAAAGCCUGUGGAAGUCCGUUCUGGCCAUUCAGUUGCCACCACUAACAAUGCUGUUGCUGCUGCUGCAGCCAAAGCCAUUCCUGCUGCUAACACCACCACCAUUGCUGCUACUGCAGCUUCUUCGGUGGCAGCUACCUCCCGCAGCUAUGGUGGUUCUUUUUCAAACACAGUACUCCCUCAUCACAAUAAUGAUCUUCUGGCUUCUACUCCCCUCGGCAGGAUGUUUGUAAACAAAUCAAAUGCUGACCUGAAAUCAAACGAGAACAGCUCGUUCGUGAUCUCAAAGCAACGACACGAUCCGUAUGCAGAAUCUUCCUCGCAAACAGAGUUUGGAUUGGUUAGCUCCGAAUCUCUACUCAACCCAUCACAGAAGUCACCUUCCUCCUUAAUCAGCUGUAGGAGCUUUGGAUCAUCUGAGGACCAGCAGCAGCACUCUCUCCAUCAGUUCAUGGACAACUGGCCGAAAGCCCAUCAUCCGGAUGGAUCUCAGCUGUCGAUAUCCAUCCCUGCCUCCCAUGCUACUGACUUCAUGUCCUCCACUUCCUCCCCAAACAACGAGAAGGAACCAGUCCAGAUGGGACUUGGAGUAGCAAAUGGGGAGAGCCAAAGGCAGGCGGCGAAUUGGAUCCCCAUCUCCUGGGAGGCCUCAAUGGGAGGUCCGCUGGGCGAGGUUCUGCAGCACAAUACCAAUAACAAGGGCAACAACGGAGGGGGAGGAGGAGGGGAUCAAUGCAGCAACAAUAGUUCCCUGUCACCAACGUUGAACUUGAUGACCGAAGGAUGGGACAACAGCCUUGCUUCAUCCCCUACCGGAGUUCUGCAGAGGACUACGUUUGUCUCGCGUUCGAACAGCAGCAUGGGAAGCAGCCCGGCAGCAGAGAAGAACAACUACAACAAGACUAGUGAAGCGGUCAGCUGGAACAGCCUCCACUGCAGCAACAGCUUGCUCUGACGGAGGGAGGAGAGUCUCAACACUAGCUGUGCAUUCUUCAUCCUUGCCCCCGCGCAUUGUCCCCAUUGAUUGCGAAGCUUGUGUCUUUGUCAACCCAUAUUGUAAUGUAUCCUUUCAGAUGUAUUUUAACCUUGGUUUUUUUCUUUUCUCAUUUCACAACUCUUAAUGCAUUUCUCUUUGGGAGCUCGUGUAUGGGAGGUUGAAGACUUCUUACCUUGUGCUAAAAAUGUUAUUAUUCGAGUCUGAAUGAAACGUGAAAACUUGCUUUGUCGUUGAGACGGAUUGUGGCCGUAUAAGUUAGGAUAAAGUAU
Linum tenue is the source of this 1814-nucleotide messenger RNA. NCBI's taxonomy places the organism in Eukaryota, Viridiplantae, Streptophyta, Magnoliopsida, Malpighiales, Linaceae. The record is from the annotation of a GenBank genome assembly.